This is a messenger RNA of Phytophthora infestans T30-4, 1592 nucleotides long. RefSeq lists its product as uncharacterized. The record is from RefSeq and is a predicted model, not a curated record. Bases 213 to 1592 code for a protein of 459 amino acids. The transcript has 3 exons. NCBI's taxonomy places the organism in Eukaryota, Oomycota, Peronosporomycetes, Peronosporales, Peronosporaceae.
GACGCGAAGCAGCGAAGAAGGCGAUGGACCCGCACUCUUUGGGGAUGCAGGGUGGCGGCAUGUCGAUGCCCAUGUCCAUGGGUAUGGGCGCUGCCAACACUCAGUCCAUGGGCAUGGGUAUGAACCCCCAAGCAAUGUACAGCCAGCCGCAGAUGAUGAUGAACAACAUGCCCAUGGGCUCCAUGGGCAUGACCCAGAUGAACCCCAACGUUAUGAACCAGCCCCAAGUGAGCGACUGGCGGAUCCAGCUGACGAGGGAACACCGCGCCAACCUUAUCGCUAAGAUCUAUAACGAGAUGGUACGGGUAUCAGCUGACCCUGUGCCAGGCAUUAAGCUCUGGAUGAACGUGUCGUGGUAUGAAUUGUCGCUGUACAAGGAGUCGCCCACACAGGAGGUCUACAUUAAUAAGAUAUUCACGCGGCUCAAGUCACUGAGAGCGCAACAGUCGGAUAUAAACGCAGCCAUGGCAGCGCAGGGACUGCCCAAUCAGGGCAUGCUCUCCAGACUCGACUUUUCGUACUAUAACACACUUAAUUUGAACCAGAGAGGCGCCACUGGGGGACAAGUUAGCAGCUAUCCGGGACACAGUCAGGUGAGUGCACCUGGCUCCCACCCGGGAGCUCAACAGCAACAGCAACAACAGCAACAGCAACCGCAACAACCGCAGCAGAAACCGGUAUCUGCAAGUACCACGAACACUCCAGUGAAGUCAGAGACGAGCACGUUGGGGAACUCUGUGGCCGAGUAUUGGCAGCAACAUGCAGCGCUGCGAGCAAAACAUCAGGGAGAUGUCGAGAAGGUGCACAAUGCCUUCAAGAAGUAUGUGGAUCACAUGAAGGGACAUGAUGAGACGGAGCAGAAGAAGAAGCUGCGAUAUCUUCUCAGCUAUGUAGAGCUCUGCGCGAACAUCUUGAACGAAGACAAGGCCACGCACCCACCGCGGAAGAUCGAGGAGCUGGACAAGGUCUUUAAGUACAUCGUCAAGAUCGUCAACCCGUACCUGAAGAAGCUGCGUACGGAGACUGAUAAGCGCAGCUACCCAAGUAGCGACGUCGGCAAUGGCCAGCAAGCUGCAACAACAGGCCCUGGUGUACCCACGUCCUCGGGAGUUUUAACAAGCUCGGGCUCCAACACGAUGCCCCCGGGUAGUUUCAGUAGUGCAAUGGCACAGGCUCCGUCUGCUGGGCAGCCACAGCAGCAGAACGCGGCCAACACGUCGACGCAGAUGCCUCAGCAAAAGCAGCAGCAGUAUAUGAUGCAGCAGCGUCCCCAGCAACAGUUCUCCGCUCAGCAGGCGAAUCAAAUGAAGCACCAGCAACAGAAUAGAGAGAGUCCAUCGAUCAGUUCUGGGCUCACUCUGGGCCUGGACGACUCGCUGUACGGUAGUAUGAGCAACGACUUGUUGCAGAUGCCGACGCCUUCCGGAACCUCCUCGGGCGGCCUCAUGGACUUCUCCAACGCAUUAUCGCCCACGAACUUCGGCGGCAUGGACUUGCUCGACUGGGACGACCAGGGAAGCUCGGGUCAGGGCGGCAUUGGCGCGUCCACAGGCGACAGCUCGGACCUCAUGACGUUCGUGGAGACACUGUAG